Triticum turgidum subsp. durum (durum wheat) is the source of this 2316-nucleotide messenger RNA. The record is from the annotation of a GenBank genome assembly. NCBI's taxonomy places the organism in Eukaryota, Viridiplantae, Streptophyta, Magnoliopsida, Poales, Poaceae.
AUGGCGGUGCUGCUGCGCCCGGCGGCGAUCGCCGGCGGCCGGCAGGUGUGGCCGGUGGCGGAGGAGCAGGCCGACGCCGCGGCGGCGGCCUCCCAGCGGCUCGUGGAGGCGGUGGCGCGCGGCGACUCGAGGGAGGCGGGCGAGCUGCUCGCGUCCGGGCGCGCCGACGUGAACUACGCCGGGGUGGUGUGGCUCGACGCGCGGCGGGUGGCGGAGACGGCGCUGCGGGAGGGCGCCGCCGCCGAGCUGCGCGCGUCGCGCGAGGAGAUCCGCGCCGACGUCUCCCCGCUCUUCCUCGCCGCCGGCAAUGGGGACGUCGCGCUCGUCCGCGCGCUGCUCGCAAAGGGGGCGGACGUGAACGGGAAGGUGUUCCGUGGGUACCCGGCGACGGCAGCGGCGCGGGAGGGGCGCGCGGAGGUGGCGGAGCUGCUGGUGCGGGCCGGUGCGUCGCAGCCGGCCUGCGAGGAGGCCAUCGUGGAGGCGGCGCUGCAGGGGCAGGCUGCCCUGGCGGCCAUCUUCAUGCGCUCCGACCUCGUCCGCCCGCGCGUCGCCGUGCACGCGCUCGUGUCUGCUGCUACUCGCGGCUUCGUCGACGUGGUCGACACGCUCGUCAAGUGUGGGGCUGAUCCAAACGCGACCUCCCGGGUGCUUCUGCGUUCUCUCAAGCCAUCACUGCACCUCAACGUCGACUGCACAGCGCUCUUUGCCGCGAUCGUGAGCCGGCAAGUCGCCGUGGUUCGUCAGCUACUUCAGGCUGGUGUGAAGAGGGACACCAAGGUGAGGCUUGGAGCGUGGUCCUGGGACGCGGCCACCGGGGAAGAGCUGCGCGUCGGCGCGGGUCUCGCGGAGCCCUACGAUGCGGCCUGGUGCGCCGUGGAGUACUACGAGUCCACCGGCUCCAUCCUCCGCAUGCUCCUGCAGAACGGGUACUCGUCGGGCGCCACGCACCUUGGCCGGACGCUGCUCCACCACGCCAUCCUCUGCGGCAGCGUCGGCGCCGUCGAGACGCUGCUGGCUUCUGGCGCGGAAUGCGAAGCUCCCGUGAGGACGUCCCGCAGCGGCAGGUUCAGGCCUGUUCACUUGGCCGCGCGCCUCGGCCAGCAGGAGAUCCUGCAGACGCUCACGGACAAGGGCUGCGACGUCAACGCCAGGGCUGAGGCUGGCGAUGUCGCCAUCAUCCUGGCUGCGCGCCACAAGCAAGAGGACUGCCUCAGGGUUCUCGUGUCAGCCGGAGCGGACGUCGCGCUGUUGAACUUGGCAGGCGAGUCCGCGGCUUCCGUCGCUUCUUCGGGCGGCUGGAAGGCGGGCUUCGAACGCGCCGUUCUUGGCGCGAUUCGGUCCGGAACCAUCCCUCUGUCCAGCGAUCGGCACGUGUUCUCGCCCAUGAUGUUCACGGCACGAUGCGGCGAUGCCGCCGCGCUGGAGGUGCUGCUCGCCCAGCCCGGCGUGGACGUGGACGAGCAGGACGCUGACGGGUGCUCGCCCAUAAUGGCCGCCGCCAAGGAGGGCAACGUUGACGCCUUCCGCGCCCUCGUCUUCGCCGGCGCCAACGUGAGGCUGUGCAACAAGCGUGGCGAGACGGCUAUCGGGCUCGCGCAGCAGAGCAAGAAGAGGGACCUCUUCGAGCAGGUCAUGCUGGAGUUCGCGCUGGAGAAGGGCAUGCCGGCAGGCGGGUUCUACGCCCUGCACUGCGCGUCCCGGCGCGGCGACAGCGCGGCCGUGCAUCACCUGGCGAGCACGGACUACGACGUCAACAUGCCGGACGGCGACGGCUACACUCCGCUCAUGCUGGCCGCGAGAGAAGGCCAUGCAACCGUGUGCGAGCUCCUGAUCUCCCAUGGCGCCCGGUGCGACAUCCAGACCCCGCGGGGCGAGACUGCGCUCUCCCUCGCGCGGUCGGCUUUGGCCACCGCGGCGUUCAACAAGGCCGAGGACGUGAUCAUGGACGAGCUGGGCCGGCAGCUGGUGCUGGCGGGCGCGCGCGUCGUCAAGCACACCAAGGGCGGGCGCGGGAGGCCGCACGGCAAGUCGCUGCGGAUGGUCACCGCCGCCGGCGUGCUCCGGUGGGGCGGGUCGAGCCGGCGCAACGUGAUGUGCGUGGAGGCCGAGGUCGGGGGCAGCUCGGCGUUCCAGCGGCACCGGCAGAGGAAGGGCCGCCGAGGGGACGACGCGUACGCGCCGGGGCUGUUCCGCGUGGUCACGGCGACGGGGAAGGAGGUGCACUUCGUGUGCCAGGGCGGGGAGGAGGCGGCGGAGCUGUGGGUGCGGGGCAUCAGGGCGCUCACUAGGGCGGUGUUCGGCAAGCGGGGGAACUAG